Messenger RNA from Plasmodium vivax (malaria parasite P. vivax), 1198 nucleotides. RefSeq names its product SET domain containing protein. Gene Ontology annotation, molecular function: protein binding. The record is from RefSeq and is a predicted model, not a curated record. NCBI's taxonomy places the organism in Eukaryota, Apicomplexa, Aconoidasida, Haemosporida, Plasmodiidae. The transcript is spliced from 2 exons. Bases 593 to 1198 code for a protein of 201 amino acids.
UCCGCGUGAAGCAGCGCGAACAUUUGCGUAAAUGAAGGGACGCGCCUCUACCGAAUGGGAAUCCCCAACAUAGGAUUCACCAGGUUCGCGCUAAAAAAUGGGCAACCAACUUCUCCAUUUUGACAUGUAUGUACAUGUUUGUGUGCACGUUUACCCCAGUUCCAACGCAUUGGAUUUUCUUCUUCCCUCCCUGAAUAGCUGCUCACCCGCAAGUCUUUACCACCACGUCGACCUGCGCAAAAGGUGCCAUACAUUUUGACGCAAAGUGGAAGAAAAAAGCUGAUCAUUAAAGAGGAGGGAGUAAAUAACAGGGAUGUUAAAAGUGACCUGCGGAUGGGACCUAUAAAUGGAUGCUCUACGGUGCAUGCCCUAACCGGCAGGUUGAAAAGCUUCCCCAUCUUUCUAAUUUAAGACGACACGUACGGUGCUAUAAGGAGCAAAAAAGUAUUCCACUUCGCGGAACUGGCCAAGUAACAACCCCCUUCCAACGUCGGGUGUGCCAAUUAAUUUCGUGGACCAUCUCGUAUGGUAACACUUUUCCAUUCAUUCGUUCAGCCGCAGCUCCGCCGCUUACUCCCCCGCUUGAUUAAUUAUGCCGUAUGUGAGGCACCCCCCCGCUGCGAAAAUGGCCAAAUUGGUCAUGCCCAGAAGAAGGUUCCACAACUACUUCGCAAAAAAUACGCUAAGACAAAUGUUAAAAAAGGAAGAAAUCGCUUUUAACGAGCUUCACAAAAGAGUGUACGUUGGAAGUUCCCCCCUUGAGGGGGUAGGUAUAUUCUCAUGCGACGAAAUAAAAAAAAAUGAAAUUAUUGAAAUAUGCCCGACGGUCAAAAUGAAAAAUGAAGAUAUCCCAGAAAAGUUGGUUCAUUAUUUAUUCGAAAGCAAAAAGGAAAAUAUGAACACAAAAGUAGUUCAAAUCGUCACGAAAAGGAGAGAGGCCAUCAAUUAUAAGCUUUUCCCACUGGGCUACGGAAUUUUAUAUAAUCAUUCAGAUUCCCCCAAUGCCUUUGUUCAUAUAGUGUCGCUGAGGGAGGAGGAAGGAAAGUCUGGCGAGGAUCACAAGGAUGGGAAAAAUGAGACAAUAACGUCCGACCAAAUAAUGAUAUUUCGCGCACAAAGGGAUAUCCAAAAGAACGAGGAGAUUUUCAUUUCGUAUGGGCACUCGUGGUGGAAGGUAAGUUGCGGGCGAAAUGGCUAG